AUGUCGACACACCAGGGUUCCGACCUGUUCAGCGAAGGAAAGCAUGAGGGGUUCUCCAAAUAUGUUAAACGCAUAAGAACCGCAAUGAGGAGAACCUCUACCAUCAAGACAUUUCCGGCGCCCGGUAUACAGGGGGCUACCGAGGUACCCGUCUCCAGUCAGAACACUACCCUGACAGUUACUCCUCGCCCACCUGCCACCAGUGUGGCCCCCAAUGCGACGGUGCUUUCCAACUGGGGAGCCAUCCAAGAACAGAAGGCGCGCGCAUUGUUCGCAAAGUAUGGAUUAGCCGUCGAGCCGGGAGAAUGGAAGGCGCCUAGCGAUAUGACCGUGCAGCGAGUGGUCAGACCGAUCCGUAUGCGAGUCCGCCGUACCUGCCACCGCUGCCAGACCAUUUUUGGACCCAACAAAGCUUGCGUCAAUUGUCAACAUGUUCGCUGCACAAGCUGUCCGCGGGACCCCAUUGCGAAGCCCGACGACAAACAGGCACAGACCGAAGCUGCACUUCAAACCCUCCUGUCGCAGAAAACGCCUGAGAUUGCCCCGGCGCCGCGCCAAUUCAGAGAACCUCGCUUGACCCUACCCUCACGUACCGGUGGCCAGGAUUUGGUCCAUAACCCACCUCGCCAGAGGAUCCGGCGAACCUGCCAUCGCUGCAACACCGUUUUCGCCGCAGAUGCUAUGGAAUGCAAUACCUGCCAACACAUUCGCUGUACCCUGUGCCCUCGCGAACCGGCGAAGCUUAACAAAUACCCGAAUGGGUAUCCCGGAGACGCCGAGCCUCCCUCGGAACUACCUGCACGGACAUGGAAGAAGCCCCGGCAACGGGUUCGAUACUUUUGUCACCGCUGCAACAACGUACUCCAGUCGCGAGAAACCAUCUGCUCCCAUUGCGGGCAAGAGAAAUGUGACGAGACCAUACGAGACCCGAAACGCAAAGAAAGGCCAAAACCCGACCCUGAGAUAUCGAAACGAGUCGAAGAGCGAUUGGCGCAUGUGAAGAUAGUGAGCAUGGGAUAA
Messenger RNA from Aspergillus japonicus CBS 114.51, 1020 nucleotides. RefSeq lists its product as uncharacterized. Bases 1 to 1020 code for a protein of 339 amino acids. The record is from RefSeq and is a predicted model, not a curated record. NCBI's taxonomy places the organism in Eukaryota, Fungi, Ascomycota, Eurotiomycetes, Eurotiales, Aspergillaceae. The transcript is spliced from 4 exons.